Messenger RNA from Chironomus riparius, 1115 nucleotides. The record is from the annotation of a GenBank genome assembly. NCBI's taxonomy places the organism in Eukaryota, Metazoa, Arthropoda, Insecta, Diptera, Chironomidae.
GUGGGAAAGGAGUGUCUUAAAAUUUCAAUUUUGAUGGACAUCAUUAACUAAUGACCCCUGAAAGCUUGUUUAUUAAAAAAAUCAGUUCCAUACCCUCAAUAUUUAUCUUAAUUCACCGUAUGCCGCAAGAAAAAAUAGGAAAAUACAACGAACCGCAUGCUAUGUACUGUUUUGGUCGUAAUUUACAAGCAGGGCACAACUAAAUUCUACCUUAACUGUUUUAACCUAAACAAAAUAUUUAUUCAAUGAUAUUCUUAUGACUGAACCCCCUCUUAACUUAAAAACCUUGACAUCACAACUGAUUGUCCCUGUAAACAAUUCUCUGGAAUUUCUGAAUCUAUACGUCACUCAUUUUACUCAUGAGAGUAGACAUAAGUGAGCAUUUAGAGCAGUGCUGGUCAACCCAUGUUUCUCGACAAGCUGGUAUUCAGCGAAAAAUCGAGAAAUUUCAUAAAACCAUAUCAGUCAAUGCUUAUUAGCAAGUUGAACAGUGAACACAGAAAAGGUUGAGCACCACUGAUUUAGAGCAUUGACUAAGAACAUAAAUGAAAUUAUCAGCUUGUUAAUCUUAAACUUAAUAAACGACAUAUAAAGUGGAUCGUUUAGAGUUCUCGUAGCAAAUAAUAGUGAAUAAUAAAAGCUAAAAUGAAAUUUAUAACUUUACUGAUGCUUAUUCUUCUUGUGGGAUUUGAAUUAGCAACAUCAAGCUACAGUAAUUUGGAUGCAAAAUCGAAGAAAGAUAUUGAGGACACAAAUAAUUUCUUGGACAGUGAAAGACAAAAUAUAUAUGGAGACAGUACUUUACUGCCUGCGAUUUCAAAACCAAUUGAAAGAACAAACUAUUUUAAUCAAAUUAAAACAAAAGUUUUAGAUUUUGUUGGAAUAAAGACGAAAACAGAAGAAAUUGCUACAACAACCAUGUCCACAAAACCAAUUAUUGAUUUGAAAAAUUCGUCAUCAACACCAAGACCUGAUGAAGAGGAGGAGGACACCAUAGCGACUGAUAUCGAAGAAGAUACAACAACUGUGAGAUUUGGCGUUAGAAGCAGAAACUGACAUCAUAUUAAGACUUAAUCCUUACCAAUAAUCAAUAAAGACAAAAAAUUAUAAAAUCC